This is a messenger RNA of Suillus paluster, 2001 nucleotides long. RefSeq lists its product as uncharacterized. The transcript has 5 exons. The record is from RefSeq and is a predicted model, not a curated record. Lineage: Eukaryota; Fungi; Basidiomycota; Agaricomycetes; Boletales; Suillaceae. The coding region runs from base 1 to 2001 and encodes 666 amino acids.
AUGUCAACUAAACAUCCAUCAAAACCAAAGGGCAAGGCUGCUGUGCCCAAGCCAGCUAGAGGAUUGGGACUCAACCCAUCAGGACUUCCAGCUGCUGAACAACUCAACAUCACAGCUGAACAGCCUUCGAUGUCAGCGUUCAGUUUCAAUCCACACGAAGAGAGUCAAGAGGGCAUACAGGAAGGCUGGCAAAUUGGGGGCCCAGACAACUAUCAACCCUCUUAUGAUGAUGUGUACGCACCUGGCCCCAGCCGGGAGCAAGGUGCUCAAUUCACGCAACCCCAACAUGCCUCAAGCUCUACCAGCGCUCGUUUCACACAGCCCGAAUCCCUUGGCACUCCAUUCACGCAACCCCAACCUCCCUACAACAAUCAAUUUGCGCACUUGCAGCCCUUCCUCGACAACCAUUUCAUGCAGCCCGAACUCUUCCCCGAUGGCGACAACAACGACAACAAUGGUACAUCCAUCUACGAGGGGAAUACUUAUGACCAGGGCCAAUUUGGCUCACUCUUACCCGACUUUAAAAUGCACAGGGGCCCACAGCAGGGUAACACCCACGCGCACGAUGACAAUGUCGGUACAUCCAUCUACGAUGGGAAUACUUAUGACCAGGGCCAAUUUGGCUCACUCUUACCCGACUUUAAAAUGCACAGGGGCCCACAGCAGGGUAACACCCACGCACACGAUGACAAUGUCGGUACAUCCAUCUACGAUGGGAAUACUUAUGACCAGGGCCAAUUUGGCUCACUCUUACCCGACUUUAAAAUGCACAGGGGCCCACAGCAGGGUAACACCCACGCACACAAUGACAACGCCGGUACAUCCAUCUAUGAUGGGAAUACUUACGACCAGGGCCAAUUCGGCUCACUCUUACCCAACUUCAAAAUGCACAGGGGCCCGCAGCAGGGUAACACCCACGCGUGUGGAAUAUUGUUACCCCAGUGGGUCAACGAAGCGCCCGACAGGGGAGUCGGAUUCAUAGACCGGGGGAGUGGUUUCAUCCCUCCGGCCACGGAUCUAAUGCUGAUCCGGCGGGGGGAGAUCUCUCAUGAGGAGGUUGUCCAUACAGGGGGGCCAGCACGCACUACAAAAAAAUGCAACACGGGGGCUACAUUGCCCAGAAUGCUAUACUUCAUGCCACAAGCCCCCCGCAGCGUCACCGAACCGCAGACAAGCAUCGCAGCACCGCAGACACCCGUUGUCGCCGAACAUCCGGCAGCAAUCUCGAAGACCAUACACGUGUCCCAGGACAAUAUCACUCACACUGUGAAGGGGGCAAAAGCUCUGAUCACAUGGGUGAUGUUUACCAAACAUGCGAUGACGCAGAAGCGGAAGAAACGCGCGACUCAAUUCGAGAACAUGAUCAAAGAUUCAACACCUCAUUUUUUGGAGGCUGAUGCCGUGGUCGAAAAUUUUAUCACUCACGCCCACCUUAGAAAGGUCUCGAACACAUUAUCCAGCACAUGCAGGAAAAUCGCCCAAUUUUCACGCAACAGCAUUUUCAUAUUGUAUAAGCUGUUCCCUCCGCAAGGGGGCACUGCAACAGCAGAAGGCCAUCGCAUAGUGAUGGUGAACAAAUUGAUCUGGGGCACUGACCCAUUGUUGUUCAUGCAUGCAACUUUGGUAGACAAGCGUGGGAAUAUUACCAUAGACGCGAAAUUUCAAAAUGCAUUUAUCAUGGCUGGCGUCGUUCAAUUUGUGUGGUACUCGGGACGCGAAGUUUUUCUCGGCAACUUACCACUAAAGGCUAUGAGAUUUGUGAUGGCCUUGGUCGGCAGCGCUAUGCAUUGCACAUUGCAGGAGCAACAAUCAGCUGUCAUCACAGUCGACGCUUUUGGUGGUCCGCACCAUGAAGAAAAUUUUCACGAGAUUGUGUCAGCUUUUGAUAACCUCACUACAGAAGAGCAAGUUGAGUUUGACAGUUAUUUGCAGUAUGUGUUAGAUGUUGGACCCUCGCAGGCAGGCAAUAGAGAGAGCUCAUCCGAGUCAGAUUCUGAGUGA